This is a messenger RNA of Gossypium arboreum, 1633 nucleotides long. RefSeq names its product U-box domain-containing protein 9-like. Gene Ontology annotation, cellular component: cytoplasm; nucleus. The transcript has 2 exons. Lineage: Eukaryota; Viridiplantae; Streptophyta; Magnoliopsida; Malvales; Malvaceae. The coding region runs from base 1 to 1530 and encodes 509 amino acids. The record is from RefSeq and is a predicted model, not a curated record.
AUGGCUGAAACAGGGGAUUCACUGGCAGCUUCAGGGGAAGAACCAUCUUCAAUUGAUGAAACAGGGGAGUCAUCAUUAGCAAAAGAAACAGAACCAUCUUCAAUGGCUGAAACAGGGGAGUCACCGGCAGCGGCAGGGGAAGAACCAUCUUCAAUGACUGAAACAGGGGAGUCAUUAUUAGCAAAAGAGAAAGAACCAUCUUCAAUAGCUGAAACAGGGGAGUCACCGGCAGUGGCAGGGGAAGAACCAUCUUCAAUGACUAAAACAGGGAAGUCAUCAUUAGCAACAGGGAAAGAUCCAUCUUCAAUGGCUGAAACAGGGGAGUCACCAGUGGCAGCAGGGGAAGAACCAUCUUCAAUGACUGAAAAAGGGAAGUCACCAGCAGCAAACGGGAAAGAACAAUCUUCAAUGGCUGAAACAGGGGAUUCAUCAUCAUCAGUAACAGGGGAAGUAAGGGAAUUAAAGAAAGAACUUCAAAGCGUUGUAAGAAAGAUUCUUGAAGAAGAUGAUGAUGAUGACAAUAGAAUUGAUACAAUAGGCGAAUCCAUAAGAAUCUUGUCUCGUUUAAGAGAGAUGAAGUUGAAUCAACCUGCUGUUAUUGGAAUGGAUGAUGAUAAAGGUAAAGCAGUAUUGCCACCUAAGCAAGACGGCGACUCUCCUAUGUCAUCUCCAUCACUCGUCAUGGGUAAUCCCUUUGUUUCGGUUUCAAACCAGGCGCUGAAGUGGAUGAAAUCGAAUGAAGCUAAACUAAAAAGCCAAGAGAUGAUGGACGCGAGUCGACUUUUGGCAAACCUGCACCUUGAAAGGCUGUCUGGUUCAUUUUCUGAUAAGGUGAGGGCUGCUAGAGAGCUUAGCAAACUGACAAAGUCACAACCAGCAUACAGGGCAAUUUUUGCCGAGCUCCCGGACAGCAUCACGAAAUUACUCGGUCCGUUAUUGUCCGAGGACUAUUACGAUCCCGAACUCGAGCAAGAUUUGAGCUACAGAGUUUCCAAACUCAAAAUGAAGCAAGAUUUGAUGGAAAUAGUUUUAGACAUUUCAACCGAUGACAACAAUAAGCAACAUAUGGCGGAACAUCCUAGUGUCAUCCCUUUGCUUGAUCGCACUCUUUAUACUGGAACCAUGGAAACAACGAGAACUGCUGCAAUGACUCUGGUAUCGUUAUUGUCACUCGAAUCGAACAAGUUCAUCAUCGGAAAAUCCACCAUUCCCGCGGCUUUGCUUCGAUUUGUAGACAUAGAGGAUGCUGCCGCAGCUAUACUCAGCCUCUGUACUGUACAUGAGAACAUAGCAAAGUUUAAUAAAUUAGGGGCAAUCAAAGUUAUGUCGCAGAAGAUUGAUGAAGGUAUACUUGUUGAUCAGCUAUUGGCGAUUCUUGCAGUUCUAUCUUCACGUCAAGACGUCUUUUUUGAAUAUGAGGAUGUUGAUGCUUUCCGACGCUUGGUUGAGCACAGAAGAAAUAUCAGUUCCCAACGUGCUGAAAACACCGGCAGUGCUAGUGCCGCCAUACCUUGCUUCACGCGUAGAUGAAAUUAAAGGGACUACUCUGUAAACAUUUUCAGAACUAAGGGACCAAAAGGAAAUAAAAACCUUUUCUAGCUUGAUAUGUCUUACUUGAUGAAAUAAAAUCCCA